CUACCAUCUACAUCACAAACUCCAAACACUGAAAAAAGCAUUUUGCUCCUUGAAGAAGAAGAAGAAUUUCAAAACGAUCCAAUAAACAAAACAACUACCAAUCAGAAUCCUCAAAUAACCUUAGAUUCCAACCAAUAA
Acaulospora morrowiae is the source of this 138-nucleotide messenger RNA. Lineage: Eukaryota; Fungi; Glomeromycota; Glomeromycetes; Diversisporales; Acaulosporaceae. The record is from the annotation of a GenBank genome assembly.